Jaminaea rosea is the source of this 4330-nucleotide messenger RNA. RefSeq lists its product as hypothetical. The record is from RefSeq and is a predicted model, not a curated record. Gene Ontology annotation, biological process: Golgi to plasma membrane transport; exocytosis. The transcript has a single exon. Gene Ontology annotation, cellular component: plasma membrane; exocyst. Bases 66 to 4253 code for a protein of 1395 amino acids. NCBI's taxonomy places the organism in Eukaryota, Fungi, Basidiomycota, Exobasidiomycetes, Microstromatales. Gene Ontology annotation, molecular function: phosphatidylinositol-4,5-bisphosphate binding.
UUGACUUGACAUCCCUUCCACCCACUCAGCAACGCAGCCAUCCGCAGGCGUGCUGCUGAGUAAGAAUGGCUUCCAUGCCACCACCAGCAACCUCAUCCGCCUCGUCUGCUGCAGGGUCUUCAGCCAAGGGCUCCUCAGCAGCAGCAACAGGCGCCUCUUCCUCGUCAUCAUCUGGGCAAUCGACAAAGGACGCCUUCAAUGCUGCUCUUCGUUCUCGCAACCCACAGAACAACUACAUCGCCCACCUCAAGAUCUGGGAAUCGGUCGAUGAUGCCGAAGGCGCCAAGCCAAGUAACAGUCUGGCUCCAACAGCAGCCACUGCCCCUACUCGGAAGGCGCGCUACCUCAUCCUCGCUGUGCAGCGAGACACGGGGAAGGUGACCAUCAAUAAGGCAAAGCGCAACGCCAAUGGCUCCUUCAGCAUCGGCAAAGAUUGGGACUUGAACACCCUGCGAGUGGUAGAAGUGACGGAGCCAACGCAGUUCACUUUGACCCUUUCCCGUUCUUAUUCAUGGACAACGGACCGAGCGAGGGAACAGUCGCUGUUCCUUACGUCGCUCAUUAAUGUGUAUAGGAAGUACACGAGGGACGCAGAGGGACCCAGAUGUAUUGGUAUUGAUGCUGGCGGGAGCGGCACAGCGUCGUCACAAGCUGCGACAGGGAGGGCUCAGUCGCCUACUACGGCUAUGCCCGUCGGGCCUGCCAUCAGCCCGCCAAAGCAGCAGCAACCUCACCUCUCAGCUUCGUCCCCUCCUCGGCAGCGAGAUCGAGAGGAGCUGCCAUCUCGCUCAGUCAUGCAAGCUCAGGUCCCAGACCCCAUCCAGCGAUCAGCAUCCGCAGACCCAUACGCCGAUCGAUCACCGCAGCGAGGUGCCGUGCCCCUGCCCUCCUCCACCGAUGGCUUCUACGACGCCAAUAGCAACCAGCAACGAGGCAGUGAGGCGGCGCCAAAGCCUCCUUCAGCACCACUGCUCUCACCCAUCACUCGACGACCCUCCCUCAUGCGAAACGACUCAGCUAUGCCUCGUCUCGAGACGAGCGUGGAGGACAUGCCGACGCCCAGAGGCUUCUCCCCAGCGGCGCCCAAUGCAACGCUUCCCACUUCAGCGAGUAGUGGUCAGAUGCCCGCUGCGGGGUCGGGCAAGAACAAACUGUCCGAGCGAUUGGCCCGAGUGGCUGCGGGGGCGAACAAUGGUCGCUCCUCGCCCACAGGCAGCUCGAGGGGUCCUUCGCCUCUCCCUCCUGCCACUGCGUCGAGCAGCAAUGACACGACUUCGACUGCGAGCAGCGCAACUCGUCGCGCUCCCUCAAGGCAAGACUCGAAUGGCUCCAGCUCAUCCUCAACCAUGCUGUCCACCCCGCAAACGAAUGCUCGUGCGCGCCUCUCCUCCCUCGAGCCUGUGGGCAACAGAGGCGGAAAGGCUUACGAGCGGAUGCUUCUUGCUGGCACUGGUCUAAAGAGUAUCGGCGAUGAGGACGAAGAAGAGGAAGAGGAAGACGGGCAGGAGCGAAUGGAGACAAUGGCGCCCGACGAUGAGGAUAUCUACGGAGGAGCAGUAGUGGGCGAGGAGUCGGAUCAUCCCUCUAAACGCAACAAAGCUGUGGCGCGCUCAGGGAGCUUGAGCAGGAAGAGGAGCGCCAGAAGAAAACAGACCGGCAGUAUCGUCAACGGCGGCAACACCGCAAAUGGGAUCGAGGCAGACGAGCUGGACGACGAGUUGGACGCAACACUCCUGAACGUCGAGGAGAUGCUAGAAGGCAUCGACUUCCGCACUGCGCACAAAAAUCCCGGUCUUCUCGGCUUGGGGGCACUCGGCUUGAGCGGUAGUGGUGGUGGCGGUGGAGCAUACAGUGCUGCAUCCAAUCCUCUCAUCGCUCGCGCCAAAGGUCAAGGUACAGCCGACCUUAUUGAGGCUUCUCUCCUUUCCGAGCUCCAAGCCCUCGACUCGGCCAACAUUCACUCGAUUCUCAACGGAGACGACCGUCUUACCUCGGUGCUCAAUCACGUCGAUUCGGCCCUCGCGCAGCUGGACAGCAUCGACUCGCUCGUCGCAUCGUACAAGUUGAGCCUCAACUCGCGAGCGGAGGAUAUCGGCUUUAUUGAGUCGCAGAAUCGCGGUUUGCAGGUCAUGAAUGCCAACUGGCGAGCGCUGCAGAGGGAGAUUGAGCAAUUGAGUAGUACGAUCAAUGUGCCAACGCACGAGGUCGAGCUAUUGCUCGCCAGAGACUAUGAGGUCGAAGGAGCUAUUGAGGCCAAGGAGUCUGCGGCCGCAAGUCUAUAUAGGGCAAUCCUGCAGGCCAGGACCAGUCAGAUGGAAGAGCAUAACGCCACAAGCGUGCAGGGAGGCAUGGCUGCUAGUACCGAGCGAUUGGAGGAGUACUCGAACAUCUCCGCCACCUUUGGGAGCAGACUACUGCAGCACCUCUCGUCCCUCUUCGCCCAGCUGGCCAGUGCGAUCGUUUCUGACCCGAUGCGAAAGGGCGCCCUGCAGCCGCCCAAGCCGACCUUGACUACACACGAUGUGGUGGAGACGACGUUGGGCAGCUACUGUGGGCUUAUGCUGUACGCCAAGGAGGUCGAGCCGAAGACGUUCGAGCGUAUCUCGGCGGCUUAUCUGACUAGCGCGGCCGAGAGAUACAAGGAAGAGGUGACGCGCUUGGUCGGGGUGUGGAAGAUGCUUGUCAGGAGCACCGGUGAGGAUGAAGAGGUGCUCUCCUCUUUCGCGCCCGAUCCCGCCGCUGGUAGCAGCGGUGGCGGUGGUGGGCUCGGUGGCUCUAGUGCCCUCAGUCGAUCAACGACAGUACGUCGCCUCGCGGGGGGUGGCUCCUCCUCCGCAGCCAACAAAAAGGCCAAGUCCUCCACAGGCGAAGUCUCCGGCUCAGAGGCUUUCCACCAUAUCCUCCUCUCGCUCUCCCCUCUCCUCAUCCAGGAGUCUCUUUUCCUCAGCGACUUCUUACACCUCAACAGCAACGGCUUAACGUUCGCGGACUACAUGGACUUUGAAGUCUACUUCCGCCGACGAGCGGCCGCCAUCUUUGCAGAAGCUGGCGGCGACGAGCGUAAAGGCGGGCUGAGGGACAUGCGUGGGGCCCUCGAGCUGGUAUUCGGCUUUCUCACUGGGCAGGUGGAUGGGUUCUUUGAUGAGGUUGGCAAACGAGACCGUUUCCAGGUCGUGGGCGUGCUGGCCGCGCUGGACAAUGCGUUGCUGGAUGCAGAGGAUGCUAGCAACGACUUCUUGAUGCGCACCCUCAACAAGUGGCACGUCAAGGCCAACGCAUCGUUGGAUCGCUUCUUUGCAGAGCAAAUCAAGGCGAUCACGGCGAGCGCAGGUAGAUCAGGGCCCGGAUCCUCGUCUUAUGCGCCGUCCUUCCGCGGUCGCAAGGGAGGGCGGGGUGGACUGAUCCAGCCAGUGAGGGUCCUACCACACUUUGUGGAGCGGCUCGAGGCCCAGCUUGUUGGAGCGGAGAAUCUGGGCAUUCGAUCGGUGGUCGACUCGUACUACGCCAAGAUGGAGACGACCCUCAUCGAUGCUCUGGUGGCGCUCAAGGUUGACGCGUCCACGGGUUACGGUGGUGGGGUAGCAGGGGCGCAAGACGAGGACAAGGGCAUCAUGAAUCACCAAGUCCUUCUCAUCGAGAACAUGCAUCACGUCGUCCAAGAAACGUCGAAGCUCACCCACAAGGCGCCUGCUCUAUCCGCCCUGGUCAGCAGAGCAGACAAGAUGUACGAGGAUUCGCUCAGCAACUACGUCCACUUCGUCCUGCGGCGACCAUUAGGGAAGCUACGUGACUUCGCCGACGGGAUUGACUCCCUACUCAAAGGCGGAGCAGGCACUCCAGCCUCGGAGGUCUCUCUGCACUCGGCCUACAGUAAAGCGAGCUUCAAACGCCUCGUCAAGGAGUACACGACAAAGGAUGUGCGCAAGCAGGUCGAUGCGUUGUGGAAGCGUGUGCUCAAGCACUUUGACGAGGAUGACGAUGAGGGGUUCACACUGGCUGGUGGGUCUUCGAAAACUGGCGGCGUCUCAGCGAAUGCUGCGGCCGCGAUGUUGGAUUCGGACGAGCUGGCCAGUGGUGCGGCUGCGGAGGAGGAAGAGAGGAGAAGGGUGGUGGGAAAGGUGUGGCGCAGGUGCGAGCAGGACUUCUUCAGGGAUGUGGAGCGCUUGCUGAGGAUUCAGGCGGAAUGCUACAAGGGGAGCGGGGUGAGCAUUGAGCUGCAGACGGGAGAUGUGGUGCGAUUCUUCCAGAGAUGAUCAAGAUGAGAGAAAUGCCUUAAUCAGAUGUCGCGCGAUGCCUUUGAUCGGACCCUGCGAAUGAAGAAGAUCAGAGC